GUUGCAGACUCUCUCAGCGAGGCCCUAAAGGCUAUCAGUGUGAGUACGGAGCUGAUUGAAGAGGAGCUCAAGCCACAUCUGGACACAAUGCUGGCUGCUCUUCUGGAAAAGAAGGAGGAUGCUGCUGUGGAGAUCGUCAGGAGUGGGAUUCUACCCACGCUGGCUCAGGCCUUGAGGGGCAACAGCCCCCUGAGCUGCCAGGUGGCUCUAGUGGUGGCAGAGAUGGCCAGAGAAGCUGCAGUCAGGGAGCCGUGCAUCGAGGCGGGCCUGGUGAAGGUGCUGGUUCCCCACUUGAGCAGCAGCAACCAGGAGAUGCUGCUGAACACCGGCAGGGCCAUCGGACGCAUCUGCUUCGACAGCUCAUGCCAACAGGGCCAGCUGGUCCAGAGCGGUGUCGUCCCCAGACUGGUGUCCAUUAUAAGGGAGUAUCCAGAGAACGAGCCCCUGGUCAAUGUGUGCCUGCUGGCUCUUUGUAACCUGGCUGACAUGGACUCGGCGAGGGAGGCCCUGGCUGACCUGGAUGUGGCAGGGAUCCUGACCUUUCAGCUGAAACGGGCGCCGGAUGCAGAACGCCGACACAUCAUCCUGGAGAUACUGGGCUCGCUCGGCGAGAGCGAUACGCUGAAGCUGCAGUUUGCAGAGUCCGGAGUACCGGAGGCUUUAUCAGCGAUGAUUCAGGGUCUGCAGGGAGGGUCUGACCCACACGACCUCUGCAGCAUCAAGAUCGCCUCCAACCUCAUCGUGUCCCUGCUGUUGGGAGAUGAGUCCAUGCAGAAGUGUUUUGGUGAGGGAUCAGGUCUGGUGUAUCAGGAUGUUCUGUCCUGGCUGCAGAGCCACAACACCCAGCUUCAGCUUUCCGGAGCCCUGGCCGUCGCCAACUUCGCCAGGAACGACAGUAACUGUGUGAAGAUGCUGGACCUCGGCGUGGUUCCUCACAUCCUGAGCUUGUUGGAGCAGCACGUCGACGAAGGAGACGUGUCCGUCCAACACGCUGGACUGAGCGCGCUCAGAAACCUGGCCAUCCCCGCCAGCAACAAAGUGCGGAUGCUGGAGGACGGCGUGACGGAGCGGAUCAAGACGCUGCUGCGCUCCGACAUGCCGCCAGUCCAGUUCAAACUGCUGGGAACGCUGCGCAUGAUGGUGGACGGGCAAGAGGAGGCAGCCUUGGUGCUGGGGAGAGACGCGGUGCUCCUGGGGAGAGUCAUGGAGUGGUGUGAAGCCAAAGACCACGCAGGAGUGCGAGGAGAAGCCAGCCGCCUCCUGGCCGCCCUCAUCAGGCACAGCCGCAGCCCCGAAGUGGUGCACGCUGUAGCCAAAGCAGAUGGGGUUCGGCACCUCAUCUCCAUGGCAACAAGCGAACAUGUCAUCAUGCAGAACGAGGCCCUGGUUGCCCUGGCGAUAGCAUCUGCCAUUGACAUCGAGUCUGUGAAGGACCCGUUCAGGGAGGCCGAGCUGUUGCCCAUGCUGAAGAAGAUGUUGGAGGAUCCAGCCGGGGCCGUGGAGGUCAAGUUCAGUGCUUUAGGGCUCAUCUGCAGCCUGGCCAACUCCAGUGUGAUGAAGCUGGAGUUGAACUCCGUGCACAUGAAGGAAAGCCUCAGUACACUGACGGACCACAGCAGCAGUAAACUCGCCUCGCAGGCCAGCUCCAUUCUGGCCACUCUCAGCGACUCCAGCUAA
This is a messenger RNA of Cyclopterus lumpus (lumpfish), 1677 nucleotides long. RefSeq names its product rap1 GTPase-GDP dissociation stimulator 1. Gene Ontology annotation, molecular function: protein binding; guanyl-nucleotide exchange factor activity. The transcript has 13 exons. The annotation marks the transcript as partial. Gene Ontology annotation, cellular component: cytosol. Lineage: Eukaryota; Metazoa; Chordata; Actinopteri; Perciformes; Cyclopteridae. Gene Ontology annotation, biological process: positive regulation of GTPase activity. The record is from RefSeq and is a predicted model, not a curated record.